Candidula unifasciata is the source of this 2718-nucleotide messenger RNA. NCBI's taxonomy places the organism in Eukaryota, Metazoa, Mollusca, Gastropoda, Stylommatophora, Geomitridae. The record is from the annotation of a GenBank genome assembly.
AUGGCGGGGAGGAAGAAAGGCGGUUAUGAUGGCAAAAUUGCCGGCUUGUACGAUCUGGAGGAGACAAUCGGGCAGGGUCAUUUCGCUGUUGUGAAGCUUGCGAGACAUGUAUUUACGGGUGAAAAAGUCGCAGUCAAAGUCAUCGACAAACAGAAGCUUGAUGACAUCUCACGGUCACAUCUUUUUCAAGAAGUCAGGUGCAUGAAGCUGGUGCAGCAUCCAAAUGUCGUGCGUCUAUACGAAGUUAUUGACACCCAGACGAAGCUGUACCUCAUCCUGGAGCUGGGCGAUGGAGAUAUGUACGACUACAUCAUGAAACACAACGAUGGAUUAGACGAAGUCCUAGCCAAAAAGUACUUCCGCCAGAUUGUGGAGGCAAUAUUGUACUGUCACAGGCUGCACGUAGUUCACAGAGAUUUAAAGCCAGAAAAUGUGGUGUUUUUUAAUAAGCUGGGACUGGUCAAGCUCACGGAUUUUGGGUUCAGCAAUGUGUUUGCUCCAGGUAAAAAACUGGAGACGUCCUGUGGGUCGCUAGCAUAUUCUGCCCCAGAAAUUCUUCUUGGAGACUCAUAUGAUCCACCAGCAGUUGAUGUGUGGAGUCUUGGAGUCAUUCUUUUCAUGCUCGUAGCAGGUAGACCACCAUUUCAGGAGGCUAAUGACAGUGAGACCCUGACUAUGAUUAUGGACUGCAAGUAUCAGAUACCGUCUCAUGUUUCAGAUUCAUGCAGGAAUUUGAUAUCAAAGAUGCUUGUUCGAGAUCCAUCAAAACGCAUUAGCUUAGAGGACAUUGAACGACAUAGGUGGCUGGCAAAUGAAGAUUGUGUUGACAAUAUGACAAGGAUCAACCUGCCUCUUCUAACACGAGAACAUGUAUCCGAGGAGGACCACAAUUAUGUUGUCCAGAAAAUGGUGGAGGGAAAAAUUUGCUCAAGGGAGGAAAUUUUACACUCCUUGGACCGUGAUGCCUAUGACCACAUUGCUGCCACUUACUACCUUUUAGUGGAGCGACGGCUACGUAAACUCCAGCAGCAAGAGGCAGCUGCAAUGGAGGCACAUGCUAGAAGCAUGCAGAAAAUGAUGCCAUCAACCAGCAUAGCUGCAGUCAACAAACCACGUCUUGAGCCUCUCAUGUUAUCACCUCGGACCCAGUCAUCAUCCUCUGAGCACUCUGAUUCCUCCAGUCUGGUCCACUCUCUUGUCUCGCCGCCAGGCACUCACCCAUCUCCGGCUUCAGCAUCGCCGAAAACCACACUUGUGACACCAGACGCCAUUUUUGCUGCAGUUCGCAAGUGUAGUCUCAUUCGGGAGGAAUCCCAGGAUGAUGACGAUGAUGAUGACUUGGAUGAUUUUGAAAUGGCCCCUUCGGAGCUGAAACCUUCAAAAAGCCUGGAGAUUCUGGAUGAACGAAUUUCAGAGCUGCCGACCACUUCUUCUAGCCAAAUAAUAGGUUUGUCACCAAUGUCAGGAAACUCAGGGCAAGACCUUGCUAGUCCUCGUCGACCUCUCAAGUCUGUCUGUAGCUCUCCUCAGCUGCUGAAUCAAAUUCAUGAGGAAAAUGAGUCGGAGGAUGAAGAUGAUUUCGUUCCCUUGAAAUUGUCAGCCCCGCGUGGAAGAUACACUCAUGGCGGAUUAGCUUCACCAGAAAUUCUGAGAAAAUAUGACCAGAGGCGACGAAGGAAAGGAGCUGGGCAGAGAGGCACCAGCUGCAGUAGUUCAGAUGCUAGCGACACAGACGACACUGAUGGGAGGUCAAGGAAGGACAAACUCAAACAUAAGUUCAUGCACAGGCGAGACAGCAGUGACCAUUCUAGUGAUACAGAUGGCCCCAAUGGUGGGAACAGUAUGGGGGGUGGAGGUUCUAUAGGAAACGCUGGUGGUGGGUCAAAGUCCAACUACAGAAGCAGUAGACGGGGAGGUGGUGGAGGAGAUGGUGGCGGUGGUGGUGGAGGAGGUAAUAAUGGUGAUAAAGGUGGCAAAAGCCAUUCCAAACAACACAUAUUUUAUAUUAGUGAUAAUAACUCCAGUAGUGAAGAUCCUACAGAUGUGGAUUUGCCUCUUCCAGAGAACGACACUGCGACUGCUGAAUGUAUUAACAACAGUAUUAAUGUGGAGGUGUCCAGCCACAGCUCCACUACCAGUGACGACAGUCACAAGAGCGUUGUGGUCAGUGUCGUCAACAAAAGAAGCCAGCUGGUACGACAGAAGCCUGUGAAUGGGAUUGAUACGAACGAGCAGAGCCUGGACGUGUUGCAAAGAGACUUUGACCUCAUGUCUGUUAGUAGAAAGCUUUGGGCUCUAAGUGCAUCUGCAACAUUGUCAUCCCCCUCAACAAACAGCAGAGCUGCUAAUAAAGUAUUUAACAGCACAGGAAUAUUUAACGGUAAGAACAAGGAUACUUCUGUCAGCAGUCAGUUGACAAAUGUUGGAGUUUCUCCAUUGCAUUCACAGAUGACUGCUCCCUUUCAUGGACAUCUGUUAUCCAAAGGAAAGGAAUCCAGGAGUUUCACAAAGUCCUUGGAUGUACCAGACAUCAAAGACUACCUGGACGCCCGGUGCCGGUUCAGUGUAUGCCUAGGAAGCUGUGGGUUAGUUAUGCUGGCACAUCAAACCACUGGCUCAACCCAUGUCAACCUCAGCAAGUUCACCUCGACCUGUUGUACAGUGGAUGUGGGCACUCCUUUCAUACAAAUGGAUACUACCUGUUGUUCUGUUGUUUGA